UUCACUCUAAGCGUUGUCUAUUACAAAAAAUGGCAUCCUCAAAAUUGAUUUUGGUAUGCGCCGUUUUGGCCGCCCUAUCGGUAUCCACUUCUGCUGGACUUUUGGAUUCUAUCUUCCCCACCAUUAUGCAAGAAUACUAUAGCUUUGCCCCAAGCAAAGAAGGCUAUCGUUUCAACUUGGACGAACCCAAUGGCAGCAAACGUGAGGAAAUCGGUAUGAUUAUGAACCCUGGCACCCCUGAAGAGGAAUUGGUGGUCAUGGGUACCUACACCGUGUAUGAUGAAAAGACUGACACCGAAACCGUUACCAUGUACACUGCCGACAAAGAUGGUUACAAAUCUCGUUACAUGUUGAAGAAUCGCAAAUUGGCCCCCGGCUCUUUGAAAUCAUUGGCUGGUUAAUUUGUGUUCACAAAUCGAUCGAUCAGUUGGUGUUUAGUAUUUUCUUUUAUUUUUUUGCUUUUUUUUUUGUUUUAUUAUUUUUCUUUUCGAGAUUAUGAUGAUGAGAUUGUUAAAAGUUAAUAAACUUAAUUUUUUUAUUUCUAUUUUAUUUAAA
Messenger RNA from Stomoxys calcitrans (stable fly), 555 nucleotides. RefSeq names its product endocuticle structural glycoprotein SgAbd-9. NCBI's taxonomy places the organism in Eukaryota, Metazoa, Arthropoda, Insecta, Diptera, Muscidae. The record is from RefSeq and is a predicted model, not a curated record. The transcript has 3 exons. Bases 30 to 401 code for a protein of 123 amino acids.